Theobroma umbraticum is the source of this 2181-nucleotide messenger RNA. Its product is annotated as MICOS complex subunit MIC10-like. NCBI's taxonomy places the organism in Eukaryota, Viridiplantae, Streptophyta, Magnoliopsida, Malvales, Malvaceae. Gene Ontology annotation, cellular component: MICOS complex; mitochondrion; mitochondrial inner membrane. The record is from RefSeq and is a predicted model, not a curated record.
UACCUAAUCACCAAUUAGAUUGAAUUGGAAACCCAGGUUAAACCUUGACAAAGGAGAUUUAGGUAGACCUUGAAUAGGAUAGCAUAUAAUCGAAUGCACUUAGUUAAUUAGGUGAUUUGAUUUGCAUAUAAGGUAGACAUAUACUUAUAAGCCAAACAUAGCCAAAAUUAGAGUAUGAACUUAAUAAAUAUUUCUUCAAUUUAAUUUGCAUAGACAUAUAGUAAAUUAAUUAAGAGAUGUAUUUUUAUGAGAAACUUGACAGAAGCUGAUAAAUAAUUUAGGAUUGUAGGUUAGCAACUUAUUCCAUUAAACUAAGUUAAGAGAGAGAGAGAGACAAUAGUUAGAUGAAGUAUUAAGGAACACCACAAUCUUAGGCCUGGUAGGUAAGUGAGUUUUAUAAAACAAAUUUACUAUUUAAUUUAGUUUCAGUUCAUUAGUUUUAAUUUUUCUAUUUAAUAAAUUAAGGUAUUACAAUUUUAGUAGUUAGCAAUUAAGAAUUAAUUCAAUUCUCUGUGGGAACAAAUUCUAUUUACUGUUAUAUUAUUUGUUAACGAUACGUGCACUUGCGUGAAAAAUCAACAACAGAAAGCCCUUCUUCCUUUUUUUUUAUGUGUUCUGUUGCUUGGUAGCUUUGGAUGAACAACAACGCCUUAUGAGGUUUAUAGUGCGUACACGCCACCAAUUUUUUAUGCAGCAUGGAACAAUUUUAAUCCACCUUCAAGUCAUUCCAAAUUUGGAAAAUGCUUUUUCUCCACCAUUUGGUCAAUUUGACUAUGUAAGAACGAAAUCUUACUCCAAGGUAAGCACCUCGACACUGAUCACCUUCAAAACAUCAUUCUAGUAAGACUUGCUCACUAAUACUAAGGUAAGUGGCCAUUCCACCACAUCCCAACCACGCACUUUCUUUUCAAACCAAGCAAAAUCACACUAAAGAAAAGGAAACUCAAAAUAAUAGCUAACAUGAAAUGGAUAAGACCACCCCCAGGCUCUUUCAAACUCAAUGUCGACAAAUUAACCGUCAGUAAGUUAGGACUUACGGGAAUUGGGGGCGUCAUUAGAUACCAAAAUGGCUUUAUUAAGAGAGUUUUCUCUUCGCACAUCCACACCAAUUAGUCUAACUACAUUGAGUUUUUAGCAAUCAAGGAACAUCUCUCUUUAUUCUUGUCAUUUCCAUGGGCCUCAUGCAAUCUCCACAUCGAAAGUGAUUUCAAGAACCCCAUUAGCUAGGUUUUGGACCAUAAUUCAAUUCCUUGGCAUAUGAAGAACAUAUUUAACUACAUCGAAUCACUCAAAACAGGCAUCAAGGAAACUUCUUUUACCCACACUAUUAAGGAGGCAAAUAUCUUGGCCAGUGGACUUGUAAAAGCCGAAGCAAUCAGAUUUGCCAAACAGUUAGCCCAAAGUUAGAUUUGAAGGCCCAGAUUUAGCAGCCCAAAAUGUGGAACCCUAGACCCGAAAAAGUAAGGGGACGGAAAAUUCCCGAAUUCCCACAGACGGAUGCCAAGGAAAGGGGAAGAGCGCAACGAUCGUUACCUAGCUGGAAGCAUCGUAGCUGAAGAAGAAGGAAUCAAAGGAACAAUAAGAAGGAGAAGAAGGAAAAAUUAUAGUAGUAAUUGAAAACUAAAAAAGGCAAAUGGCAGAGAACAAGGACUUGAUGCAGGCAAAGUAUGACGUUAACGCAAAAUGGGAUGCCUGCCUCGAUCUGACGGUCCGCCGCUUCGUUUACUCAUCCUUGGCUGGAGCUUUUGGCGGCCUCCUUUUCUUCAGGAGUCCAGUGACUCGAUGGGCAUCUGUAGCUUUUGGUGCUGGGAUUGGAAUUGGAUCUGCAUACACAGAUUGUUCUCGUAUUUUUGAUGGAUCUUCUGCAACUUUGGCUCCUCCUAAACUGGCAGAUGCUCCUGCUCCUCAGGAUGGACAGGAGUGAGUUGAUGUUUUGAAGUUCCUCUAAGUUGACAGUUUAAGUUCAGAAUUUUCACAAGUUGAUAGUUCUAGUCUUUCUUCCCCAGAUAUGUCUUGAAUUUGUAGUGCAAACAUUGUUGUUGGUGGGUAAACAAUUAUGAUGCGCCAAAAAUUUGGUAUCAAUCUUGUUUUCUUUUGUUCUCUAACUAUAUCAUGAGUGAACACAAUUUGGAGGGGAAAAUGAAAAUAAUUCCUGUUGCAGGCUUGAAUUUUGUUUGAUCA